This is a messenger RNA of Arachis stenosperma, 918 nucleotides long. RefSeq names its product protein MAIN-LIKE 1-like. The coding region runs from base 1 to 918 and encodes 305 amino acids. NCBI's taxonomy places the organism in Eukaryota, Viridiplantae, Streptophyta, Magnoliopsida, Fabales, Fabaceae. The record is from RefSeq and is a predicted model, not a curated record. Gene Ontology annotation, biological process: meristem development; meristem maintenance. The transcript is spliced from 3 exons.
AUGCGACUCGAUGAGCGGUAUAUGCCGUACUUGCAGAUGGCGGGGUUAUACCAUCUAGCGAGGCUAAACGAUAGAUGGUUCCAGAUAGAUGAGCCCCUUCUCAGUGCCUUCAUGGAGCGGUGGCGUCCUGAGACGCACACUUUCUAUAUGCCCUUCGGAGAGUGCACAAUCACGCUUCAGGACGUGGCGUACCAGUUGGGGUUGGCAGUGGAUGGCCGUUAUGUCAACGAUUGCCUUACAGAUUUUCAUAUAUAUGUCGAGGGUGGACGUCCUGGUUGGGUGUGGUUCGAGGAGUUUCUUGGAGUGAUUCCUCCUCCGAGCCAGGUUCAGAAGUUCGCAGUAAACUACAGCUGGUUCCAGGAGACAUUUGGAGAGUGCCCCGAGGGAGCCGAUGAGGACACCGUUCGGCGCUAUGCUCGUGCCUAUAUCAUGAUGUUGUUGGGCACUCAGCUGUUUGCCGACAAGUCCGGCAACCGCAUUCACAUCAGAUGGCUGCCGUACGUAGCUAGGCUUGAGGAGAUGGGUUCCUAUAGUUGGGGGUCUGCAGCAUUGGCAUGGUUGUACCGGUGCAUGUGCCGAGUGGCGAACCGACAUGUGGUGAAGUUAGCGGGCCCACUUCAGCUACUUCAGUCCUGGAUCUUCUGGCGCUUUCCUAGGUUUAGGCCUGCUGGGUAUGAUACGUGCAGCUGGCCUUUGGCAUCGAGGUGGUCAGGUUACAACCCUUCCGUUAGCGAGAAGGGUCCUAGGGUGCAGAUGUGGAGACUGCAGAUAAACAUGUUACAGCCCAAGGAUUUUAUCUGGAUGCCGUAUAGCUCUCCUGAGGUACUGCAUGUUGUGCAUCUGGAGGCGUUGGAGCCUCGACACACGGCGCUGUGGCGAUCUGUGACGUCACUGAUAUACUUUGCCGUCAUAGAGUGA